Messenger RNA from Umbelopsis ramanniana AG, 3337 nucleotides. RefSeq lists its product as uncharacterized. Gene Ontology annotation, molecular function: DNA endonuclease activity; single-stranded DNA binding. The record is from RefSeq and is a predicted model, not a curated record. Lineage: Eukaryota; Fungi; Mucoromycota; Umbelopsidomycetes; Umbelopsidales; Umbelopsidaceae. Gene Ontology annotation, cellular component: nucleus. The transcript is spliced from 5 exons. Bases 263 to 3274 code for a protein of 1003 amino acids. Gene Ontology annotation, biological process: nucleotide-excision repair.
UAGAUCCACGCUUUGCCACAGAUGAAGAGCUUCGAGAAUUUAUCAUGGAAUUCAAAGUAUUUAUUACCUGCUUUCAUAUCUUACAGUCGACCUAUCUUCACUUUAUCAGCGGACAAUUUAACUGACAUUGAGCAUGUCGUAGCCUUCAGAUUUAAAUGUGGAUUCCGACACAUUUCGUUCAUUGCCAACCGAAAUCCAAUACGAAAUUAUUCAAGAUUUGAAGUUAAAGUCUCGCCAGACUUCUUGGGCUCGAUUGGAUGAGAUGAUUCGCAAAUCAAAGACAUCGUUGGACUUUUCCAAGCAGCAAAUUCAACACUUGAUGCAUAGGAACGUCAUGACACAGCGUCUUCUUGAUGUCAACAGUGCAGUCGGCAAUGUAAAAGAUCUUCAGCCUGUGAGAAUUGCGAGUGAGAGAGGAAAACAAUAUGUACUAGUGAAAAACGAAGAUGUCACUGAAGGACUUGGAUGGAAGCUACCAGGUCUACAUUAUGAUAAAGGUACUGCUGAUAAACCUUUGCUGGAAGAAGACAUUCAGGAAGAAGAGGAAGACUCGGAUGAUGACACUAAGGAGACAGCUGAUGGUCCAAAGGAUAAAGUUUUGCAGGCUAUAGAGAGCAAUCCUACCCUGAAGCGGUUAUUGGAAUCGAUGAAUAAAAACGAUACUCAACGCGACGCUAAUGCCGCUGACAACGAUGCUGAUGUUGUCGACACUGGUUUCAGUGACGAAGGUAGCGAGGACGACAAUGAACUGUUUGUCCAAACACGACCAGAGCAUGAACGCAGUAUUCAAGAUUCUAGCAUUCAAGCUGACAUUUUGGACAAUAUGAACGCCUAUGUGGAUGACAAUCUGAGCAUUCAAGAAAUUAUGGCACGUUUCCAGAGCAAGCAGGACUUGGACGAGAAGCUCAAACUUCAACAUGACACUGCUCUCAAGGAGCCUUCACCAACUCAAGAGACUGGACCUGAUAUUGAAACUAUGUCUGGGCCGGAAUUAGUCAAUUAUUGGAUUAAGCAGUCCCCGGAUGCAUUUAUUUAUGAACAUUCGCUCAAUGAUGAAUACAAACAUAUAAUAAGAGAUGCUGUGUAUACGCUAAGCGUCGAAGACAUGGAAUCGAAGCUAUCAGCCAUCAGCCGUAAAACUGGAAAACUAGCGUUGCACGAUGAAUUACGACAAGAAUCGUUCAGAUUCUACAUAACAAUUUUGGAAGGAACUAUGAAGUGGAAGCGAUUGCAAGUUCAGUUACUGGAGCAAUUCGAAAAUCAGGACAAGCCAGAAAUGGCCGAUGGUCCACAAUCCGACAAAAUGGUUUGGGUUGAUAGCGACGAUGACUUUGAAGCACUAGAUUAUAGUUUGCUUGAAGAACCGACAGUUCCGUCAACUACUCCACCUGGUCAAACCACGAUAGACCAUCCAGCGAAAGACUUUAAAGGCAAGGAAAAUGAACAUCGAGGAAUGAGUGCGACUUCACACCCAAUCAUGCCUCUUUCCAAUUUCGACUUUAAUAUCAAUAUACCAAUACAGAAGUCCAGCUUGUUACGCCCAACUAGUGAAAGUGUCAUGGAACAUGAAACAGUUUCUUCUCAGGAACAAUCAUCGAUACAUGAAACACAUGCCAACCAUGAAGUGGUCGAAGCAGACACCAGCGAUAUCAUAGAAUUGGAAGAAUCCGAAGAUGAACAGUGGCAACAGGUCGACGUAGAUCAUGAUUCUGAUGUUCAAGUUUCAUAUAAUAACAUCGUUCCAAACUUUUCGCCAUCAUCAUCGAAGAGCAGUUCAGCAGAGGUUGAGCUGUUUGUCGAGGAAAAUAGUCAUGGAAUGGCACAUAUUCCGGAGCGGGAGCAUGGUCAUAAUAAUAACGUUUCAGAUAACGAUGACAGCCAACCACAGUCCAUAACAGUGGAUAAAGAAAUUCUUGGAAAUAUUGAUGAAGUUGGAGUGCAAAGUAACGCUAAAGUCAAUGAUCUGGAGUCGGAAACCGAGCCUACAAAGAUGGGCGAGUAUGCUGAAGACCAUAUGGAAGGUAUUGAGAAAGAUGAAGCUGAACACCAACUCAACAGUGGAGCCGAUGAUGCCCCUGAACGUGAAGCUGAAGAACUAGGCAAGACACUUCCGCAGCCUACUAACGAAAUCACAAAUGCUGAGAUGGAGGAAGAAAUUGAAGCAUAUAUUGCGGACCAGGCCCAAGUGUCUGGCGAGCAUGACGGCUAUAAUUCAGAGGAAGAACUUGGUUCAAAACUAGAAGCAGAAGACAGCGAGUACGCAAGAUUUGUUGCCGAAUUUGGCUCAAGAGACUAUACUGAUGUAAGGCAAGAAAUCAAUGAUGAAUUGAGAGCGUUGGGUAAGGAGCAAAGACGUCAAAAGAGAGACAUGGAUGAGUUGACUACACAAAUGAUUGAGGAUGCUCAGGAGUUGCUUCGAUUGUUUGGUAUACCCUACAUUGUGUCACCCAUGGAAGCCGAAGCACAAUGCGCUGAACUCUUACAGCUUUCAUUGGUGGAUGGAGUUGUCACUGACGAUUCGGAUGUCUUUCUAUUCGGCGCCAGUAAAGUUUACAAGAACGUAUUUAAUCAAGAAAAGUUUGUAGAAUGUUACAUGUCGAACGAUGUUGAAAAAGAACUAAGCUUGGACAGGCAGCGAUUGAUCCAGCUGGCCUAUUUGCUUGGAAGCGACUAUACUACUGGGUUUGCAGGAAUUGGUCAAGUUGCCGCCAUGGAAAUAUUAAAGGAGUUUCAAGGCGAUCCCGAUGAACCGCCUCUCAAACCCUUACAGAGGUUUAAAGAAUGGUGGGAGACUCCCAUGCUACCCAAGGAUGAAACGUCGGAUUUCCGAAAGAAAUUUCGUAAGAGACACAGCGGUCUAGAAAUUCCUGAAGACUUUCCGAAUCCACACGUUAGAGAAGCAUAUAUUAGUCCCCACGUCGAUGCGUCCACGCAAGAGUUUGAGUGGGGAAUGCCGGAUCUGGAUGCUCUUCGACGUUUUCUUUACAGUAUGCUUGGAUGGGAUGAGAAAAAGGUCGACGGCUUAGUUGUGCCGGUCAUCAAAGAAAUGAACAGUCGAAAGGCUGCGGCGCAGGCGUCCAUUGGGCAGUUCUUUGAUGUUACUAUUGAUAGACCUGUUCAGCAGCCGGUUCGCAAGCGAGCGUACAAAAGCAAAAGAUUGCAAAAGGUUGUACAAUCACUCAAAGAGCAAGAUCAAGCGGCUAGUAAGAAAAGAGCAAAAAGUGGCGACGAUAGUAAAGACACUGCCAAUUCGCGCUCUACCAAGCGUAGAUAAAGCAGACCUUGUGUAUAUAUUGUGUGAAAAUAAAGUGGGGAAACGGUGAGGUAAUACAAUAAC